Sphenostylis stenocarpa is the source of this 375-nucleotide messenger RNA. NCBI's taxonomy places the organism in Eukaryota, Viridiplantae, Streptophyta, Magnoliopsida, Fabales, Fabaceae. The record is from the annotation of a GenBank genome assembly.
AUGAGUUCCAUAACCAAAGCUCCUCCUUCCUCCAACGAUGUUCUUUCCAGCGAGGAGAGUGGCUGGACUACGUACUUUGACGACUUCUUCAACAACCAUGUCGAUAACAAGUGUUCCAUGUCUUUAUCAGGUGUUGCUUGUUCCUCCCUUGUCUCCGAUGCAGCUUCUUUGGUACACAAAAAAGUUGCCAGUAGCAAACAAGUUGAGGAGUUUUCAGUGAAUAAAAAUUCCAAGAGAACAAGUUUCAAGAAGAGAAAAGAUGUUAUAACGGCUUUGAUUGAUGACGCUUUGGAAGAUACAGCAACUUCUCCUCUCAGUAGUCCCAAGGUUUUGUAUGCGAACCAGCAGAUUGACAAGGCAAACAGACAGAAGUAG